Aspergillus nidulans FGSC A4 is the source of this 1188-nucleotide messenger RNA. RefSeq lists its product as uncharacterized. The transcript has 10 exons. The record is from RefSeq and is a predicted model, not a curated record. The coding region runs from base 1 to 1188 and encodes 395 amino acids. Gene Ontology annotation, molecular function: oxidoreductase activity, acting on CH-OH group of donors; flavin adenine dinucleotide binding. NCBI's taxonomy places the organism in Eukaryota, Fungi, Ascomycota, Eurotiomycetes, Eurotiales, Aspergillaceae.
AUGGCAAAACUUGCCUUAUAUGGAACACCCCUAGUCGCCGAGGCAUUAUCCACUCUAGUUGGAGGAUCGACAUCAAACUCAGAGAUGAGGAUGCGGCUGUGGAGCCUGCAGACGACGCGAUGUUUGCACUAUAACAAAUUUGUCGUGUUCCGGGUUUCGAAGAUGUACUUAACGCAUAAAACCGAACGGAAUGUUACUAUCCGCGUAAAGCUUGAUAUCAAGAUGACAAUAACAGGACCACAGAUCACUGUUAUUCCGAUGCGGGGAAUAGUGUCUGGGUUGACUGACGGCGGAUAUGUGGAUAGGAUCAAGUGGGCGGAGAGCAACAGGACUAAGGCGUUGGCCGAAGGGGUGGAGUAUACGGCGCCAGAUGGGAGUGUCAAGACUCUAUAUGCUAAUGAGGAGAUCAUUUUUUCGGCUGGAUCUGUUCGGUCCUCGGCUAUCCUGGAGCUCUCUGGGGUUGGGAAUCCAGAGAUACUUGAGGAUUUUAAAAUCCCCGUUAAAAUCUUCCUGCCCUCUGUUGGCGAAAACGUUAUCGAUCAACCGAACACCUUCAUAGCCUACGCUAGCAACUCCACCUUCUCUGGAAUGGCCCCUUACGUGACCUAUAUGACAGCCUCAGACAUCCUGCGUACUGAAGCAGGGACUGUCGCGGCCGAAAUCGCUGCACAGCUCAAAACUUGGGCUGAUCAAGUUGCAGAGGCAAGCGACAACGCGCUCUCCACCUCCGCACUUGAACACCUCUCGAAUCCAGCACGAUCUUAUCUUUGCCCAAGACGUGCCCUGCGUCGAGAUCUUAACUACAGCGCUAGGAACAAACCUAUCAACCCAAAUUAUUUAAUGGCACAGUGGGACCUUAUUCUACAGCGGAAGAUUGCGCAGACCGUUGCCAGAUUCUGGAAGACUGCUCCUGUGAGCUCGGUUGCUGGGGAGAGUGUACAGCCGCCUGGCACUGACUUACCCAUCGACACUACGGAAGAUGAGUGGGAUGCGUGGAUUUCAAGGUCGUCGCAAACCACCACUUUCUCGGUACGGCGGCAAUGCUCCCUGAGGGAGCUGGGUGGCGUAGUCGAUAACAACCUUAUCGUCUACGGGACGGAGAAUGUCAGGGGUCAUCUGGCAAGCACUCUGUGUGCUAUUGCAGAGCGGGCGGCGGGUAUUAUCAAGAACAAGCUAGGUAAACAGUAA